This is a messenger RNA of Prorocentrum cordatum, 838 nucleotides long. The record is from the annotation of a GenBank genome assembly. Lineage: Eukaryota; Dinophyceae; Prorocentrales; Prorocentraceae.
GCUGAGCGGGCCCGCGGGUCAGCUGGCAGCUGAACGGGGGGCGACGGUUUCUGCCACCGCGAAAGCCGAGGAGACGGUGACGGCUGCCCGCAGACGGCAGCGGGGUGCGCGGACGGAUGAUGCCCACAGAUUUGCAACAGCCAUGGCAUCGUUCGGUUACAGAGCGUUCGGUCAGACGGCGGCGGAGUCGGUCAUUUACAAGCCCAUCGCCAGGUUGCCCCGGGACGUGGCCGAGAUCAUCGAGAAGACCAAGCCGGACCGCCUUCCACCCUUAGUAUUGACGAGCCCACACGAGGCCAUUCAUGCGCUCCACGAGGACUGGAAGCUGGUCAAGAAUUCGCGGUACGACCCCGAGGCGCGGGAGAAGGAGAUGAGGCUUCGGGACCAGAGGAACAUGCUCAUACAUGCGCACCUCCUCGCGGGCCGCCCCGUGUUCUACUCGAGCCCGGGGAACAGCAUGUGGCCCUUGGGCGAGUCCACCGUGGACAUCGGAGACGUCGUGUUUUGCAUCGCCCAGCCGCAGAACCAGUACUACGCCCACAUCACCACCAAGAAGUUGACUUGCCUUCGGCGCAGCGAGACCAAGUACUACAUCCGCAACAUCAAGCUGCACUGCAACGGCCACGUCUACAAGGAUGACAUUUUCGGUGUCCUCGUGCGCAUGCAGGUGGCGUACGGCCAGGAGUACUACCCCCGCCCGAUGGGACGAACGCUCUACGACAAGGUGCAGCCGCUGCUAAACGUCGACGAGGACGCCGCCAAGGCGCUCUGUGAGCCUCAGCGGGGCGAGCCCGCGUCUGGGAGCAGCGGGCAGCUUGGCGGAGCUGCAACAGCUUAG